This is a messenger RNA of Oppiella nova, 247 nucleotides long. The record is from the annotation of a GenBank genome assembly. Lineage: Eukaryota; Metazoa; Arthropoda; Arachnida; Sarcoptiformes; Oppiidae.
GGUGACUGUAAUAGCGAUUGGGACUGAAGUGCACAACACUCAGCGUUAUAGCGUAAUAGCAAUACAGUGUCAGUAAUAGUGUAUCUCAUAGACUAGUAUUGCAUCGAAAAUGGCUGAAGCCGUGGACGAAGAACCCAAUACUAGUGACCAGACGUCCACUAAGAUCUCUAUUGUCAUCAAGACUGCCAAAGAGAAGGAGACCUUCGAGAUCAACGGCAAUGAGUCCAUCAAAAAGCUCAAAGAGAUG